Messenger RNA from Clunio marinus, 372 nucleotides. The record is from the annotation of a GenBank genome assembly. NCBI's taxonomy places the organism in Eukaryota, Metazoa, Arthropoda, Insecta, Diptera, Chironomidae.
AUGAAAAGGAUAUUUUGCCUCAGGCAAUUAACGAUUAUGCAUUUGCACGUAAAAAUCCAAUUAGAGCAUGAGGGAGCACCAUGUGAAGGGGCUGCACAGAAUAAUUCUAUUAAAAUGUUUAUUUGCAUGAUUAUGUUGAUAAUUAUAGUGGUGAAAUCACAGCUCACAGCUCCAAUGAGCAGUCGUGAUGAUGAAGGGAAAAUCAAUAAACUCAAUUUCUGCUAUCCAUUAGGAUUUCAACAUUAUCUACAGAAAAUUAUAGAAGGUUUCGCUACCAAAAUGGAUAGCGCAAUUAACUCUCAUGAAUGUAGAAAAGUUUUAAGAACUUUAUUGGUUGCAGAAACAGUGAAACCAGUUUUAAACUUUUGCUAA